Scatophagus argus is the source of this 4652-nucleotide messenger RNA. Its product is annotated as Krueppel-like factor 15. Bases 313 to 2001 code for a protein of 562 amino acids. The record is from RefSeq and is a predicted model, not a curated record. The transcript has 3 exons. Gene Ontology annotation, molecular function: RNA polymerase II cis-regulatory region sequence-specific DNA binding; DNA-binding transcription factor activity, RNA polymerase II-specific. Gene Ontology annotation, biological process: regulation of transcription by RNA polymerase II. Lineage: Eukaryota; Metazoa; Chordata; Actinopteri; Scatophagidae.
GACGGCUAAGCGAACCACCAGCCCUCUGGAGAGAGAGAGAGUGAUAGUGUGUGUGCGCGCGCGUGAGUGUGUGUGUGAGAGAGAGAGAGUGUGUGGAGGCGUACAGCUAUGCAAAGACCGUGUCGUGGAGUUACAUUGCCAUUACGCACUAUUACGCACUGACAGCUACUUUGAAGGAAAGAGCGCUCAGCGCAAAAGAGCGGAAUUUUGGAUUCCUUGCAUUAACAGGAAGAAGAAAGAAGUUUUCAUUUGUCCGAUCUCCAGCAGAACAGCUUGAUCUUCGGAGUCCAGCUGCCAUUCAUCCGCACAGGAAUGGUGGAUCACUUGACACUUGGUGAAGAGACCUUCCUGUAUUAUACCGGUUCCCCGGGGUCUGACUACAACUGCCUCUGUCAUCACGCCAAUGGUGGCGUGUCACCAGGCGUCAUGGUAACUGAAACAUGCAUCUACAAUCAUCACCAUCAUCGCUACCAAGGGGUGACAAUCUCCUCCAACCCUCAUCUCUCUGAGGAUGACCUCAGCGACUCCUCCAGUCCUUGUUCCUCUGUCUGCUCCAGUCCAGAGUCCUCGUCACCGACAUUGCAACGCGCUCUUGACUCCAGCUACGAAAGCAGGAGCAGCAGGAGCAGUGGGAGCUGUAGCUCCUCAGGAGCAGAGAGUCAGGACAGCUUACUGGACCUCCUCCUCUCACAAGCCUCCCACACAACCUCUUUAAGCUCUAAUGGCAGUAGUAGCUCUCAUUCUUCACCUUUCUCUUCCUCUCAAUCCCUAACCUCCCCACUGUCUUCUUCCUCCUCAUCUGCCCCUCUUCUGCCCAUGGGUCUAGCCUGGGAGUCCAAGAGGGAGCAUCGGCUGAGUAUUGUCCCGCAGCAAGCCAAAGAGGACUGCUAUGAGUUCCCUGUCUUCCUGGAUGAGCUGCAGGAUCCUGCAGCGCUCCUUUUUCAGCCUACCCUGGAGGAGAUUGAGGAGUUCCUGGAGGAGAACAUGGUGGCAGUAAUGGAGAAAGAAGAGGAGGGGAGUGAUGAGGGGAUGUCAACAACAUCAGAGGAUGCUGAGACAGAAAUUUCAAGGACAUUAGCAGGAGAACUUGUGUCAGUGUCACAGAGCUCAGAUCAGAGUGUGACUCAUUCUCCACUCACCUACUACACAGAGACCAAACAUAUCCCAUGUACACCUGAUAGGGACAGCUCACCGGCAGCAGUGUAUGCUCGGUGUAGAACUGGUUCCAGUUCUACUAGUAGUGGAGAUGAUGGGAUCAAACAGGAGGACUGUGGUUCACCGCCAGCUUCAUCAGCAGGUUCCAGUGCUGCCUCCAGCGUGCCUGUCAUCCUCCAAAUCCAGCCCAUACAGAUCAAACAAGAACCCAACCCUAGUGUCAUAUCAGAUGCUGUCACCCAGCAAACCCAAACUCAGAAAACCGAAUCCCAGCCAAGUCAGGCCCCGUCAGAUAUCAAAAUCGCCCAACUCCUGGUCAACAUCCAGGGGCAGACCUUUGCCUUAGUGCCUCAGCUGAUUUCCCCAGCAAACAUUACUGGCUCAAGGAAAAACAUAAGUGCUGCUUCAUCCAAAUUUGUCCGGAUUGCACCGGUGCCCAUUGCUGCAAAACCCACUGGGCUUGGGGAGGGCGGGUUUGAUGGAGGUUCAGCUUCAGGGGUCCUCGCUGGAAAUCAGAGGUACCAGAAGAGUGCAGUAGCAGACCUUAUUAAAAUGCACAAGUGCUCUUUUCCCGGCUGUAAUAAGAUGUAUACCAAGAGCAGCCACCUUAAAGCCCAUCUGAGGAGGCACACCGGGGAGAAGCCCUUCGCCUGCACAUGGCCUGGCUGUGGAUGGAGGUUCUCCCGAUCCGACGAGCUGUCCCGACAUCGCCGCUCCCACUCUGGAGUGAAACCAUACCAGUGCAUCGUCUGCGAGAAGAAGUUUGCCCGCAGCGAUCACCUGUCGAAACACCUCAAAGUCCACCGCUUUCCACGAAGCAGCAGGACAGGGCGCUCUGCAAACUGACUCCUCUGACCCCACUGUGACAGACUGACGCUAAGCGGAAAGGGGGGUGGGGGGAGCUGUGUGCGUGUAUUUGUGUGUGACGAAACAGAGGGGGGGGGGGCGAAGUCUGAACACCUUUUAAAAGAGUGUGCAAGACUCGUUAGCUUAUGUGUGUGUGUUUAUGUUCAAAUAUGUACGUGUGACGUACAUUCAUGGUACUGUGAUAAUUUAUUGGGUGGCGAGGAAAAGACUCUAAAAACUAAAAACAGAAAACUGUUACUUGACACAUCACCCUCACAGGUGGAAUAAGCUUCUUGUAUAUUAUAACUAUUUUUUCCCCUCAAAUCUUUUUGCUCAUCUAAUUUGAAGAAAUUUGAAAUAUUUGCUAUUCAGAGUAUUUUUACAAUUUGAGGUGUGUUGUAUUAUUGUUAUUGUUGGAUUUAAAAGCCUUAUAUGAAUAAAAGUUGCAUCACUAAGGGGUCUGCUACUAUUUAAAAUCCACAUUUAUUUUUACCUUCCUGGAGCCAAAUGUUGUUUCAGAGUAACCUUAUCAAAAAGUCAUUGCUUAUUGGCUACUGGGAACAAUUGGGGCCUUGGUUUAAUUCUUUCUAGACAGAGUAAAUGAUGUAUCAACAUUCCUUUAGCUUUGAAUAAGUGUCUUUGUUGCCUUUGAGCCUGGUUACAGAAACAAAAUAAAACUCUGUAGAAACCUCAAACACAGUAACAAAGCUCAAGUUCAUGUUGAAUUACUGCUCACCAAUAAAGAUCAGGUCAUUAUGUAAUUUGCACUGGCACAUAUGGAAUUUCUGCUUGUCUACCCAUACAAAGUAUUUAGUGUUUUGUUUAGCUGUAUUUUGUUGUGACUUGACUCUGUAACAUCAUCAAGAGGAAUUAAGGCUGCAGCUACAUCCAGCAAAUACCCACAAAAUAUUUCAAGCCAAGGUUGAAAACAUGUCUGUUGUUCUGUCAUCAGAUAAUGAUAUGUCACAACAUUUGUUUUCUGGUUUUGUAAUGUUCUUAAAUGAUGCCAUAUCAUUUAAUACUUUAAUAUGUGUCACUGCUGUGAUAAAACGUAAAUUUACACAAGAUAAUAUAUUCACAUUGCCAAGAGGGAAGGGGGCAAGACAAAGUUGAACAAAUCAAACUUCUUGCCUCCUGGCAGGUUUUACUUGUUUUCUUUUUAGAAACAAAAAGAAAAAGAAACAAAAUGUUUUUACAAAGGCAAUGUAAGUGGUGGUUUGUGUUGAAAUUGUGUGUGAUUACAAAAUCCAAUAAUAGCAAAAAUUAAAUGUGGUGUAUCAGUAGCAGUAGUAGAGGAGAGACAAAAAGUUAGCAAAUGUUGGUAAGACAUUAGUUAAAAUGAGCUCCCUAAGCUACUGGAAAAACCAGACCAAAGAGGCUGCUGCAGCCAAACACCCGAAAGUGUUGAAUUUAGUGUUUCAUUGUGAAUUGAACUUCAUUUUGACAGUGUAAGAGAAGCUACGCAGAUUUGCUUUAACACAGUCUAAGCAAUAUUUUAUACCUUUCUUAAACAGUUAUCAAGUGAAACAUGACUCUGUUAGCUCCCAUUGAAGUCUGUUCCAUAGCCAAAUCAAGUUGGUUUUUCUCUUCCUGACAAAAAAUCUUUUUGAUAAAAAGAAAAUGAUGCGAAUCAAAUUUAACUGUUGUUCUUGUUGUCCCUUAGUUGAGAAGUGUGUACCAUCACAGCAUCAAAUAACACAUUUAAAGGAAAUCUUUAUGACUCUCUACUAUAAGCUACGGUCUUACCCUAACAUGACUCGUUACGGAAAAUGGAGAAAUGACACCAUUAUCUUGAACAUAUCAUAUCUCUUGCCAUAAAAUGAGAUGCCUUUGUCUUGUACUGUAAGGGAACAGUGACUUUUUUUGCUUUAUUGUCACAUUACAUAUGUGUAUAAAUGUCUUGUAUGUGUCCUUCUGCAUCUCCACUGGAUGAAACCAAAGGAGUUAUGGGAGGGGCACAAAAUGCCAACUGCACAGAGUUCAGUUAUUGUCAAUCAGUUGACAAUAUGAAUAUAAGAAAUGUUAACAUUUGAAUUGCAAUUGAGUUGUUUUUGGAAAUGUUGGAUUUUCUGAAACCUACAAUGAUUGACAAAGCUUUUGAGUGUUCAGUACACAGCACCUGAAUGAGACACUGUAUGGAAGAAGUGCAUUAUGUAAGUCAGGCAUUCCUUCCAUACAAUCAGAAGAAACAAUUUUCUGAAUGGGUGUCACAUGUGAGCUCAUGAAUGUAUGUAAAUACUGUACAUGUAUCUGAAAGCAGAACUGAAACACUGUUCUAGUGAUUUCUGUGAUUUGAAAGAUUUUUUUUUCUUUUUAAAUAUGUAAAGAAAUUGUACAUAAUAUGAUAAGUCAAAUAUAUGGUGAAAAAGUGUGGCAACUUACUUUUUUUUGCCAGUUUUUACACAACACAUUAUUAAAAGGCUCAUGAAAAGUUUCAUAAUACAUCCAUUCAUCUGAAUUUAGAAACAUUUUACCCCAUGCAUUUCUGUGAUAUUGUCUUGACUUGCACACCCAUAAUAUAGCAUAAUGUAUUAUGAAACAUAAUGAGUAUGUGCUCUGUAAAGACGUUACAAAGAAAGAGUUGCUUGAAAUGGUAUAUUUUUGCUUUUGUUCUUAUGUAAAACACAUUUACAAUAAAAAUCCCAAAGGAA